AGCUUGAAGAUUUGUUCCUAAAAACCCCAGCUUUCGUGAAUUUGGAUCACUUUAACAUCUAUUUUUCUUUGUUUUAAUUCAAGUUAUCCGAGACAAUAAAGAAAGGGGGGUGGGGGUAUCUCGUUUUCUCAUAGUAAAACAAUGGCUAAUCGAACGGGUGAUUUGGUGGAGGCAGUGCAGGAAGCUCACAAACUCGAUGCUAACGCCUUGCUUCGCUAUGCCCAAACUCAUGUUCCUGGGUUUCCUUUCUCCCCUUCAAAAUUCAAUCUCUCUCAGUUCGGACAUGGACAAUCGAAUCCUACGUAUUUGAUGGAAGUUGAAGAUGGAAGUGGAACUGUUAAACGCUACGUUUUGAGGAAGAAACCUCCCGGGAAGCUGCUUCAAUCUGCUCAUGCCGUUGACCGAGAAUUUCAGGUUCUCAAGGCCCUGGGGGAUCAUACGAAAGUUCCUGUUCCAAAGGUUUUCUGUUUGUGUGAUGAUCCGAACGUGAUCGGAACUGCAUUUUAUAUCAUGGAGUUCUUGGAAGGUCGGAUAUUUGUAGACCCAAGUCUUCCGGUAAGACCGACUGAUAGGAGGCAGGCAAUAUAUCUGGCGACUGCGAAAGUGUUGGCGUCAUUACAUUCUGCUAAUAUUGAUGCCAUUGGUUUGGGAAACUAUGGGCGUCGAGACAACUAUUGUAAAAGACAGAUAGAGAGAUGGUUUAAGCAAUACCUGGCUUCAACUCGUGAGGGAAAACCCGAGAGCAAUCCCAAGAUGUUUGAGCUGGUUGAUUGGUUGCGAAAGAAUAUUCCCCCAGAAGAUGCUUCAGGUGCAACGGGAGGCCUAGUUCAUGGAGAUUUCCGAAUUGAUAAUGUUGUAUUUCAUCCCACUGAGGAUCGAGUCAUCGGUAUUCUUGAUUGGGAACUGUCUACUAUUGGAAACCAGAUGUGCGAUGUCGCAUACAGCUGCAUGCCUUACAUUGCACAAGUCGGGCUUGAUACACCUGAACUGGUUAAAGGUUUUGAGAUCGUUGGAAUUCCUGAAGGGAUUCCUACACAGGCUGAGUUUCUGGCUGAAUACUGCAAUGAAUCUGGGAGAGCAUGGCCUGCUUCUCAGUGGAAGUUCUAUGUCGCCUUUUCCAUGUUCCGUGGAGCAUCGAUCUACACAGGAGUGUAUAAUAGAUGGUUAAUGGGUAAUGCCUCCGGAGGUAAACGUGCGGAACAUACAGGACGUCACGCUAAUAGUCUCAUAGAUUCUGCAUUGGCUUUUAUUGCAAAGAAGAAUGUGCUUCCGGAGUAUCCCCCCUCUGUUCCACAAGGUAGAAGGCAAUUCGAGACUGAGAACAAAGUCCAAAGCGUUCCAGAAGGAAGCGGGAGGUUUGUUCCAAGUAAGAAGGUCCAGGAAUUAAGAAACAAAUUGAUUCAAUUCAUGGAAGAUCACAUUUAUCCCAUGGAAGAGGAAUUCAGCAAACUUGCACGAUCUGACUUGCGUUGGACGGUGCAUCCAGAGGAGGAGAGGUUAAAAGAGCUUGCAAAGAAAGAAGGAUUGUGGAACUUAUGGAUUCCUUUUGACAGUGCUGCUAGGGCAAAGGAACUCAUUUAUAAUGGGAGUGUAAAUACUGACUACGCAAAUGAUCGUUUUCUUGGUGCUGGCCUCUCAAACCUUGAAUACGGAUAUCUCUGUGAGAUUAUGGGUCGCUCUCUUUGUGCUCCGCAGAUCUUUAAUUGCGGUGCACCAGACACUGGUAAUAUGGAGGUGUUGUUGCGGUAUGGAACUAAAGAACAGCUAAACGAAUGGCUUGUUCCUUUGCUUGAGGGGACAAUCCGCUCUGCAUUUGCAAUGACUGAACCACAAGUUGCAUCCUCAGAUGCAACCAAUAUCGAGUGCUCUAUUAAAAGAGAAGGAGAUUCGUAUGUCAUCAAUGGGACCAAGUGGUGGACGAGCGGCGCCAUGGAUCCAAGAUGCAGAAUUCUUAUACUCAUGGGGAAAACUGACUUCACCGCCCCCAAGCAUAAGCAGCAGUCCAUGAUCUUAGUAGACAUUAAGACUCCGGGGAUAACUGUAAAGAGGCCACUAACAGUCUUUGGCUUUGACGAUGCACCUCACGGGCAUGCAGAAGUUUCUUUUGAGAAUGUUCGUGUGCCAGCAAAGAAUAUUCUACUGGGAGAAGGUCGCGGAUUUGAGAUUGCCCAGGGAAGACUCGGCCCGGGAAGAUUGCACCACUGCAUGAGAAUGAUUGGUGCAGCUGAGCGUGGCAUGCAGUUAAUGGCACAAAGGGCUCUUCAUAGGAAAACUUUUGGAAAAUAUAUUGCUCAACACGGUUCAUUUAUUUCGGAUAUUGCAAAGUGUCGAAUAGAACUGGAGCAAGCUAGGUUAUUGGUUCUUGAAGCUGCCGACCAGCUCGAUCGACUUGGAAACAAGCACGCCCGUGGAACCAUUGCAAUGGCGAAGGUGGCAGCUCCGAACAUGGCGCUGAAGGUGCUGGACAUGGCAAUCCAAGUACACGGUGGAGCCGGGGUAUCGUCCGACACCGUUCUGGCACACAUGUGGGCGGCAGCAAGAACUUUGAGAAUUGCAGAUGGACCUGAUGAAGUGCACUUGGGUACGAUUGCCCAGUUAGAACUACGAAGAGCUAGGCUUUGAAGAAUCUUGAAAACCAAGAUCAUGGAGCAGAAUCUUUUCUUUUUUACCCUUUGGUUUC
Hibiscus syriacus is the source of this 2680-nucleotide messenger RNA. Its product is annotated as probable acyl-CoA dehydrogenase IBR3. NCBI's taxonomy places the organism in Eukaryota, Viridiplantae, Streptophyta, Magnoliopsida, Malvales, Malvaceae. The record is from RefSeq and is a predicted model, not a curated record. Gene Ontology annotation, molecular function: oxidoreductase activity, acting on the CH-CH group of donors; flavin adenine dinucleotide binding.